GCCAGUCUGUUCCUUUUCCUGGCCGCUUUGGCUCUGUUCACCCUCAGGUGCCGUCGGAGCCACGCGUCCCUCGGCCCUGGGCUGAGGCUCGUGGCUGAGGCCGAGGGAGGAGAUGGCCCCAGGCCCCCCGCCCGCGGCUCCUGCUGCCCCCACCAGGGAAUCGGUGACGUUCAAGGAUGUGGCCGUGGCCUUUACCCUAGAGGAGUGGAGGCAGCUGGGCCCUUCCCAGAAGGACUUGUACAGGGAUGUGAUGCUGGAGAACUAUAGGAACCUGGUGGGCUUGGGCCUGGCCAUUUCCAAACCAUAUGUGAUCUGCCAGUUGGAGCAAGGGGAAGCCCCUUGGAUGCCAGAGGGAGACAUCCCCCAGAGGCACUGUGCAGAUUGGGAAGUGAUAGUUGAAGCCAGGGAGCCCACUCCAAAGCUUGACACUACUUUGAAAGGAUUCUGGGAGGAAAGAGUGCCGCGGCAUCGCCAGCCCCAUGUUACCAAGCUGGGAGAAGCCUUAGAAUGUGAUGCCAUGUCAGAGGGAAAGCAGAACAACAAGGAUCAGUCGUCUAGAUUUCAUGCUGGAAUGAAACUUCAUAAAUGUAACAAAUGUGGGAAGGCCUUCUGCUGGCGCAAAGGACUUAAUGUACAUCAGAAAAUUCAUAGUGGGGAGAAACCCUAUACAUGCAAUGAAUGUGGGAAGGCCUUUCUUCUCAACACACACCUUAUUCAACAUCAGAGAAUUCAUAGUGGAGAGAAACCUUUCAUAUGUAAUGAAUGUGGGAAGGCCUUCAGGCUUAAUGCGCACCUUACUCUACAUCAGAGAAUUCAUAGUGGAGAGAAACCUUAUGAAUGUAAUGAAUGUGGAAAGGCAUUCUCUCAGAGUUCACAACUUAAUCGACAUCAAAGCAUUCAUACUGGAGAGAAAGCUUAUAAAUGUAAUGAAUGUGGAAAGGCUUUUAGCCGGAGCACAGGACUUACUAAACAUAAGAGAAUUCACACUGGAGAGAAACCUUACAAAUGUAAUGAAUGUGAGAAGGCCUUCCGUCGGAAUGAACAGCUUAUUCGCCACCAGAGAAUUCACACUGGAGAGAAACCUUAUAAAUGUAAAGAAUGUGGGAAAGCCUUUCGUCAGAGUUCACAAUUUAGUCAGCAUAAAAAAAUUCAUAUUGGAGAGAAGCCUUAUGAAUGUAAUGAAUGCGGGAAGCUCUUUUUAGAGAAGAAACAACUUACUCGACAUCAGAAAAUUCAUACUGGAGAAAAACCGUAUAAGUGUAGUGUAUGUGGGAAGGCCUUCCUAGAGAGGAAACAGCUUACCCAACAUCAGAGAGUUCACACUGGAGAGAAACCUUAUGAAUGUCAGGAAUGUGGGAAAACCUUCCGCCAGAGCUCACAGUUUAGUCAACAUAAAAAAAUUCAUGCAGUAGGGAAGCCUUAUGAAUGUAAUGAAUGUGGGAAGGCCUUCCUAGAGAGGAAACAACUUAGUCGGCAUCAGAGAGUUCACACUGGAGAAAAACCUUAUAUAUGUAAUCAGUGUGGGAAGGCCUUCAGCUCUAAGUCAUACCUUACUGUACACCAGACAAUUCAUACUGGAGAGAAAUCUUAUGAAUGUAGUAAGUGUGGGAAGGUCUUCUUUCUGAAGAUGUACCUUACUCAGCAUCAGAGAAUUCAUGUUGGAGUGAAGCCUUAUCAAUGUAGUGAAUGUGGAAAGACCUUCCUAGACAGGAAACCGCUUAUCAGCCAUCAGAAAAACCACAUCCUAGUAACACAAAAGCCUUAUGAAUGUCAUGACUGUGGGAAGGCCUUCCGGUGGAGCUCACAUCUUGCUCAACAUCAGAUAACACAUACUGGAGAGAAACCCUAUGAAUGUAAGGAAUGUGGAAAGGCCUUUGGCUUAAGUACAGGACUGACUCGACAUCAGAGGAUUCACACUGGAGAGAAACCUUAUGAAUGUAAUAAAUGUGGGAAAGCCUUCCUUCUGAACACAAACUUUAUUGUACAUCAGAGAAUUCAUAGUGGAGAAAAACCUUAUGAAUGUAAUGAAUGUGGAAAGGCCUUCAAUAGGAGCACCCAACUGACUGUACAUCAGAGAAUUCACACUGGAGAGAAGCCAUAUGAAUGUAAUGAAUGCGGGAAGGCCUUCCGACAGAACACAGUUCUUACUGAACAUCAAAGGAUUCAUAGUGGAGAGAAACCCUAUGAAUGUAAUGAAUGUGGAAAAGCCUUCCGCCAGAGCUCACAGCUUACUCAACACCAGAGAAUUCACACUGGAGAGAAACCUUAUGAAUGUCAGGAAUGUGGGAAGGCCUUUCUUCUGAGCACAACCUUUGCUGUACAUCAGAGAAUUCACACUGGAGAGAAACCUUAUGAAUGUAAUGAAUGUGGGAAGGCCUUCAGCUGGAGCACAGAGCUUGCUGAACACCAGAGGAUUCACACUGGUGAGAAACCUUAUGAGUGUAAUGAAUGUGGAAAGGCUUUUUGCCAGAGCUCUCAACUGGCUCGUCAUCAGAUAAUCCACACUGGAGAGAAACCUUAUGAAUGUCAUGAGUGUGGGAAGGUUUUCCAACAGAGCAGAAACCUUACCAAACAUCAGAGAACUCACAGUGGAGAGAAACCUUAUGAAUGUAAUCAGUGUGGGAAGGCCUUCAGCCAGAGUGGAUACCUUACUAAACAUCAGAGAACUCACAGUGGAGAAAAACCUUAUGAAUGUAAUCAAUGUGGGAAGGCCUUUUGCUGGAGCUCACAACUUACUCAGCAUCAGAUAAUUCAUACUGGAGUGAAACCUCAUGAAUGUAACGAAUGUGGGAAAGCUUUUGGCCGGAGUACAGAACUCACACGACAUCAGAAGAUUCACAGUGGAGAGAAACCAUAUGAAUGUAAAGAAUGUGGGAAGGCCUUCCUUCUGAGAACAAACUUUAUAGUACAUCAACGAAUUCAUAGUGGAGAGAAGCCUUAUGAAUGUAAUGAAUGUGGGAAGGCCUUUGGCCGGAGUACAGAACUUACUCGACAUCAGAGAAUUCAUAGUGGAGAGAAACCUUAUGAAUGUAGCAAAUGUGGAAAGACCUUCAGGUGGAGAAAACAACUCAUUCAACAUCAGAGAAUUCACACUGGAGAGAAACAUUAUGAAUGUAGUGAAUGUGGAAAGACCUUCAGUCAGAAUAAAAACCUUACUCAGCAUCAGAGAACUCAUGGUGGAGAGAAACCUUACGAAUGCAAUGAAUGUGGGAAAGCCUUUCACCGGAGUACAGAACUUACUCGACAUCAGAGGAUUCAUAGUGGAGAGAAGCCAUUUAAAUGUAAUGAGUGUGGGAAAGCCUUCAGACAGAGUAGAAAUCUUAUUCAACAUCAGAGAUCUCAUAGUGGAGAAAAACCUUAUGAAUGUAAUGAAUGUGGGAAGGCCUUUGGCCGGAGUACAGAACUUACCCGACAUCAGAGGAUCCACAGUGGAGAGAAGCCAUAUGAAUGUAAAGAAUGUGGGAAGGCCUUUCUUUUGAGGACAAACUUUACUGUACAUCAGAGAAUUCACAGUGGAGACAAGCCUUUUGGAUGUAAUGAAUGUGGGAAGGCCUUCAACCAAAGCACACAACUUACUCGACAUCAGAGGAUUCACAGUGGAGAAAAACCUUACGAAUGUAGUAAAUGUGAAAAGGCCUUCAGAUGGAGAAAACAACUCACUCAGCAUCACAGAAUACAUACAGAAGAGAAACCUCAUAAAUGUGAAUGUGGGAAGGUCUGUUGUCAGAAUUCUCAGCUUUCACGUCAUCAGAGAAAUCACACUGCAGAGAAACCUUAUGAAUGUCAGGAAUGUGGGAAGGCCUUUCUUCUGAGCACCACCUUUGCUAUACACCAGAGAAUUCAUACUGGUGAGAAACCUUAUGAAUGUAAUGAAUGUGGGAAGGCUUUCAGCUGGAGCACAGAGCUUACUGAACAUCAGAGGAUUCACACUGGUGAGAAAUGUUAUGAAUGUAGUGAAUGUGGGAAGGCCUUUUGCCAGAGCUCACAACUUACUCGUCAUCAGAUAAUUCACACUGGAAAGAAACCUUAUGAAUGUAAUGAAUGUGGAAAGGCCUUCCUUCUGAGCACCACCUUUGCUUUACAUCAGAGAAUUCAUAGUGGAGAGUAAGUAACCUUAUAAAUAAAGAUGCCUUUGAAAACAUUAAAUCUUCUGAAGUCUUAGUACAAAGAGAGUUUUUAAAUAUAAUGAUUGAGAAUAUGAUUUCCUCCAGAGUCAACACCUUAUUCAACAUCAGUUCACACUGAGGAAUUACAAAUUUCCAGCUAUUCCACAGCAGUUUCUGAACAUUAAAAAAAAAAAAACAUAUUCAAGAGGGUAGCUCUAAGAAUGUGAUGAACAUGAAAAGGAUUUUACCCUAGAACUACAAUACUAGUGAAAAUCAGGGAAAACAAACUUAAUGGAAACCCUAUAGAUGAAGUCCCUGUAAAAUUUCUUAUUGCAAGACCACUAGAAUGUCUCGGAAAAAUAAUAGAAUUAAGGAAGGAUGAAAAUUUGGGCAGAUGCCAUAAGUAUUGAUUAAAAGAAUCAGAAAGGCAACGGAUAAUUUGGAAAACAUGGGGAAUCUCUCCAGAGAACUCUGAAAGUCUCUCUGGAAAAAAAGACAACAAAACACCUUAAAAAUUCUUUUCAGAACAAAAUCAAAAGACAGUAAAAUUGAAAGAAUGCUGACUUCUCUAUACAAUAAGAUGUCUUGACAAUAGAAUGUAUAAUGAUCAUCUGAGUUAUAGGUCUUCCAGAAAAAAAUGAAAUAAAAGUUUGAUAUUUUAGGAAAUCAUAGUGAAAAUUACCCAGACAUCCUGAAAAUAGAAGGCAAGGUAUAAAUAGAAAUCAUAGAUUGCCAAGUAAGUUAAACUAAGUAUGACUCCCUGAGAAAUGUCUCAAUUAAGCUUCAGAAUUUCACCAUUAGACAAAUCUUUUAAACAGGAAACUGAGGAAAAACACUCUAACACACACAACUAUAUCUUGUUCACAGGAAAUGAAGAGAGCAAAUUUGAGUAUUCUGAAAAACAAAGAAAAUUGGUUUGCAUCUCAAUGUAACAUCCAAAAAGUUGAGUUUAGCCACAAAUAAAAAAAAGAUGGACUUUGA
Messenger RNA from Phascolarctos cinereus (koala), 5087 nucleotides. Lineage: Eukaryota; Metazoa; Chordata; Mammalia; Diprotodontia; Phascolarctidae. The record is from RefSeq and is a predicted model, not a curated record.